This is a messenger RNA of Cuscuta campestris, 1154 nucleotides long. NCBI's taxonomy places the organism in Eukaryota, Viridiplantae, Streptophyta, Magnoliopsida, Solanales, Convolvulaceae. The record is from the annotation of a GenBank genome assembly.
CCUUCCUCCAUGUAGGAGGGAUACCCCAACAAGAUGUGAGCAUUAAUUAUGUGAUAUGAUGCAAGCAAGAUUUGAGAAACCUGGCCAGAAGGGGAAUGCUUUUGUCUCAAGAUUGUAGGAUUUGACACACAUUUAUUUCGAGAGUACCGACCAAAUGAGUCCAAGGAAUCGUAUAACUGGUUGACAAAAUACGUCUCCAUAGACCAGAGGGGAAGCUAAAAUAAUGUUACGCUUGGAACUUAAAACGCUGAAAAAGAGCGCCAGCUGGCACUGCAUAAACACAAUGCAAAGUGACCUGAAUGUCCCGCUAGGAGACCACCCUAGGCUGGCAUCUCAAUUGCUCCGGAAGGGGGCCGAAUGGUGGAAAUGCGUCGACUGCGAUCUGCAGACGUCAAAACUUUGGACGUGGGCCUACUAUGAUUGGGCCUUCAAGAAAGAGUAUCUACCAACCCGCUUCUCGGAAUAGAAGCGUACAGAGUUCAUGGAACUACAACAAGGGAGCAUGGCCCUUGCCGAACUAAAACAGAAGAUUGAGCAUCUCGUUCAGUUUGCACCUACGCUGCAUAUUCUCUACAACAUAGUUGUGUAACACCCCAAUCCGUAUAACCCGGAAUUACACGAAUUAAGGUGAAACAAGAGUUAAAUAAAAAUUUCGCUUGACAUUUGAAAAUGACAAUUACUUAUAAAUAUUAAAUUUACAGACUCUGGAUCGCGACCCAUUUAAAAAAAUAUUUUCAGAGUAAUGCGGAAGUACAAUAAUAAUCAAAUCAUGACACAUUUAAAAAUCUGAUGAUCAACAUUUGCCUGCCAUCCUUGCAUCUCCUCUGACUCAAUGCCCUCCGGGAAAGGUUCCAUCAUUGUCUUCUUGUUACCUACGUGUAGUCAACGAAAAAUACAAACUACACGUUCAGCAAAACGGCUGAGUGGUACCACGCUAGAAUUGUAGAAUGAUUCAUAGACAUAUACAUAUACAUAUAUAUACGUCCACAAAAUGUAUAAAAAUAUUCAUGAUAUGGCACAUUAUAUCAUAUGUUCAAUUUGAUGAUUUAUGAUGGUGGAUAUUUAAUGAUGAUUACCUGAUGGCAUAUUUAAUCAAUAUAAUUAUUCUUGAUGAUGAUUACAUGACACUUAUGUAAUCAAUAUAAUUGUUCUUG